Nanorana parkeri is the source of this 977-nucleotide messenger RNA. RefSeq names its product coagulation factor III, tissue factor (gene F3). The record is from RefSeq and is a predicted model, not a curated record. The transcript has 5 exons. The annotation marks the transcript as partial. Gene Ontology annotation, molecular function: protein binding. Gene Ontology annotation, cellular component: membrane. Lineage: Eukaryota; Metazoa; Chordata; Amphibia; Anura; Dicroglossidae. Gene Ontology annotation, biological process: blood coagulation.
CCAACAGCAAAAAACAUUGCAUGGAAUUCUAUUAACUUCAAAACCAUUGUAGAGUGGGAUGGCAAACCCACCGAUUUUGUCUACACAGUUGAAAUAAGAAACCAGUACGUUGGUGAUUGGAAAAAGAAGUGCAUCUAUACAAGCAAUACCGAAUGUGAUGUCACAGAUCUUCUACAAGAUGUCAAUGCUACUUAUGAUCUCCGAAUCACUUCAGAAAUGCGAUCAGAAGACGAGGUUACUGAAGAGUUUCCCUAUGCGGAUGGCCCAAGCUUUAACCCCCAUGAUCAAACAAUCAUUGGAAAACCAGCUUUUGAAAGUUUUAACUUCAAUGAAGACCACACUCAACUGAAAGUUGUCGUUGCGGAUCCAAUAACACCCUACAAAUUUGGAAAUAAAACUUCAAAGACAGUUCGAGAUAUAUUUGGAAAUGACUUUCAGUAUACACUGUUUUAUAGGAAGGCCGGCAGCACAGGAAAGAAGGAAGCGCAUUCUGCAACCAAUGAAAUCGUAAUUAGCACAUCCAAAGGGGAAGGCUAUUGCUUUUUUGUGCGGGCAACCAUUCUCUCUCGCAGAACAAACCGUUACAGCCAAGACUCUGAUGAAAAAUGCGCUUCAUCUGAAGGCAAUGAACUUGAUUUUACUAUUCUGGUUGCUGUAAUUGUAGCUGUGGUCCUUGUCAUAGUCAUUAUCAUUCUGUUGGUAGUCGUGUGCGUGUGUCGAAAGAAGAAAGAAGAGAAUACAAAGGAGACAGAGCCACUCAGUGACGUUUAAAUCCCAUCUCUGAGAUCAUUGUCUGUGUUAACUACUGCUGUAUGUGAUUGCACAGUACCCGCUACUGCAGAGGAGUGGAGCGAGACUCUGAGUAGUGAAGGACAAUCUUAGUUUCCAUGAAACGUUUAGAAUUAUUAUUUUUUCUUGGUCAAUACUGACUUAAAUUUUGGGUUUAACUACUAAUAUGCAUUCCUUUUUGUGAUAUG